AUGACUACCGUCACUGCCCCUGCGCCCUGGAUCACCAGCAGCCAGCAAUGCACUCUCGAGACCUGCCCCCUUUCGUUAGCUCACAUUGACUACCUCCCCAACCUGGGCGGCAAUGCAUUCUAUAUUGCUCUUUUUGGCCUCUUCAUCCCUGUACAGGUCUACCUCGGCGUCCGUCAUAAGACAUGGGGAUACCUGAUCGGGGCUAUCUGCGGCCUUAUCCUUGAGGUCCUGGGGUACAUCGCCCGAAUUUAUAUGCGCCAUAACCCCUUCAUUGACCGCUGGUUCAUCAUGUACCUCGUGUGCCUGACCAUUGCCCCAGCUUUCCUCAGCGGCGCCAUCUACGUCUCUCUUGCCCGGAUCGUAGGCGCCUAUGGCUCGCAACUCUCGCGCCUUAAGCAACGCAGCUACUCCCUUAUCUUCAUCAGUUUCGACAUCAUCUCCCUCCUGCUCCAAGCCGCCGGCGGCGCCAUCACUACCUCCAAUUCCGCCUCCACAGUCCAAUCUGGAAUCAAUAUCAUGAUCGCCGGUCUCUCGUCCCAAGUCGCCUCCCUAACUCUCUAUAUUGUCAUCUGUCUCGACUUCGCCUUCCGCGUCUACCGCCUCACAGCCAGAAACCCUUCCGCGCUGGCCUUCCGCAUGACCCAUACCAAGCGCGAAUCCGACAGUCCGGACCUCGUCAACGGCGCCACCGCUGCCGGUACGGAUCUUAUCACCAUGAACCCAGAAUUUGCGUCACUGAGGUCGAGCCGUCGCUGGAAGGGGUUUCUGUUCUGCCAGGGGCUGGCGGUGGUGUGCAUCUACGUUCGGAGUUGCUUUCGGGUGGCCGAGCUGUGUGGCGGGUUCAGCAGUAAGUUGGCGAAUGAUCAGACGACGUUCAUGGUGCUGGAGGGGAUGAUGAUCUCCAUCGCGGUGAUUGCCAUGAGCACGUGGGGACAUCCUGGAAUUGGGUUCAAUGGGAGGUGGGAGUCAUUGAAUUACCCCAUGUUUCAGAAGAAGGGAAGGUCCAAUGUAUGAGUGUGUAUGAGUGGCGAGAAUACUCUCAUGACAAGGGCAGAGGGAUGGAUUUUCUUUUGUUUUUCAACGAUGCAUGCAUUGGUUUGGGCUGGGCUUUCUUUCUCUUAGAUCUAUUGGGCUG
Aspergillus heteromorphus CBS 117.55 is the source of this 1135-nucleotide messenger RNA. Its product is annotated as RTA1 domain-containing protein. Gene Ontology annotation, cellular component: fungal-type vacuole; plasma membrane. The coding region runs from base 1 to 1014 and encodes 337 amino acids. The transcript is spliced from 2 exons. NCBI's taxonomy places the organism in Eukaryota, Fungi, Ascomycota, Eurotiomycetes, Eurotiales, Aspergillaceae. The record is from RefSeq and is a predicted model, not a curated record.